GAAAGCGGGACCCAAUCAUGAGAUUCCAUUGGCAAGGUUCCGAUGAACUGACCUGAGAUCAAAGCGAAGGGUUUGGAUUUGCAGAAAGCAGAAAUGAAAGCAUCAGCAAUAUCAUCACUCCUAAACUUGAAAUCUUUCAAUUUCCACAACCACACUCCCAACUCUCUCCCCUUCUUCUCCACUCCCUUUCUCUCUGUUUCCUCCAAUCCCCGCCACAACUACUCCUCCCCUUCUCCAAUCAUGGCCGCAUCCUUCAACUCUGAACGAGCACGUGCCCCACCACCCAUUCACAUGCCCACUCCCCCUCUCACCAAGUUCAAGAUUGGCCUUUGUCAACUCUCAGUCACCCCCGACAAGGACAGAAACAUCGACCAUGCCCGCAACUCCAUUCGGGAUGCUGCAUCAAAGGGAGCACACCUUGUUCUUUUACCCGAAAUUUGGAACAGCCCUUAUUCCAAUGAUAGUUUUCCCGUCUAUGCUGAGGACAUUGAUGCUGGUGGCGAUGCUUCUCCUUCCACUGCCAUGCUCUCUGAACUCUCUCGUCUUUUAAAGAUCACCAUUGUUGGUGGUUCUAUUCCAGAACGUUCUGAGGGUCGCUUAUACAACACUUGUUGUGUCUUUGGCACUGAUGGAAAGCUAUUAGCCAAGCACCGCAAGAUACAUCUUUUUGAUAUUGAUAUCCCUGGGAAGAUUACCUUUAUUGAAUCCAAAACUCUUACUGCUGGGGAGACUCCCACUGUUGUGGACACAGAGGUUGGACGCAUUGGCAUAGGCAUCUGUUAUGACAUUCGGUUUCCUGAACUAGCAAUGAUAUAUGCUGCUAGAGGUGCUCACUUACUCUGCUAUCCUGGGGCAUUCAACAUGACAACUGGACCAUUGCAUUGGGAGUUAUUGCAGAGGGCAAGGGCUACAGAUAAUCAGUUAUACGUGGCUACCUGUUCACCUGCUCGGGAUACUGGAUCUGGUUAUGUGGCUUGGGGACACUCCACUCUUGUUGGACCAUUUGGAGAAGUUCUGGCUACUACAGAACAUGAGGAGGCAAUCAUCAUAGCAGAAAUUGAUUAUUCAAUGUUGGAGCAAAGAAGGACAAGUCUCCCAGUGACUAAACAACGACGAGGUGAUCUAUACCAAGUGGUGGAUUUUCAGAGGUUGAAUUCCCAGUAACAGGAGCAGGACUAUUGUAAUUGAGACAUCUGGAUUACCUUGUAUGAGCCAUCAGCUUGUCGUCUAUCUUAUGGUUAUUUGGAUUGGAUGUUGUAUUAUUGCUGACAUGGAACUGAAACCCUGAAGGGAAGAAAUAAAUAAAUGAAUUUGUGCUAUAUCGAAUACUUUAUUCUGUUCUUAAUUGCUAUCGUGUCCACUAAUAUCAGACGCA
Messenger RNA from Abrus precatorius (Indian licorice), 1375 nucleotides. Its product is annotated as omega-amidase, chloroplastic. The record is from RefSeq and is a predicted model, not a curated record. The coding region runs from base 94 to 1164 and encodes 356 amino acids. Gene Ontology annotation, cellular component: mitochondrion. Gene Ontology annotation, biological process: L-glutamine metabolic process; oxaloacetate metabolic process. Lineage: Eukaryota; Viridiplantae; Streptophyta; Magnoliopsida; Fabales; Fabaceae. Gene Ontology annotation, molecular function: omega-amidase activity. The transcript is spliced from 10 exons.